Molecule: messenger RNA, 7387 nt
Organism: Candidula unifasciata
Lineage: Eukaryota; Metazoa; Mollusca; Gastropoda; Stylommatophora; Geomitridae
Source: the annotation of a GenBank genome assembly
UCACCGCCCAAAUUCCCCAAAGAUUCCAAGCCCUGAAAAAGAGCAACAGAAUUCAGGAAUUGUACUGUGUCCUUUAUGCAGGCAUGACUGCAUGGAUGCUGCUGUGUUUGAGCAGCAUCUUAUCAAAGAGCAUCAUGUCACCAAAGAAGGCAUGCAGAGACUCCUGUCCUUAGUCAGUAUCCCAUCUUCGAUUGCAUCAGCCGUAUCUCCUGUAUUAUCUGAAAAACCCACAAUAUCCUUACAUGAUGAUGAUCAUCAAAUAUCUUCAUCGCUUUCAUCAUCACCAUUAUCAACUUCUAUACUGAUCACACCAAAGGAUGAGCUAGCAGAUCCAACUGAGUGUCCAGUAUCAACAAGUCAGGUGAUUUCUUUCUCCAAAGAUGCCAACCAUGGAGAGCAGGUAUCUCAUCCACAGCUCACAAGCAAGACAUACCACAUAUAUGAUACUGAUCUAUGUAAUUUAUUUUCUGCAGGGAUAGAUCUCACUCUUCAAGAUAAUCUGGACAGAGAGCUUGAAAAUCUCUUCACCUGUCAGACCUGCAGCAAGCACUUCGGGGACAUUGAUCGCCUGUACGAGCACCAGAAUGAACUGGGUCACCUGCAGCUCAAGCAGACCCCACAAGGUCCAGGAUAUCUCUGCUGGAGGAAGGGUUGCAACCAGUACUUCAAGACCGCCUUAACUCUCCAGGUUCAUUUCAGGGAGAUCCAUGCUAAACAAUCAUUGGCAGGGAUCCUGUCGCCUCAGGAAGUGGAGCUAUACAGGUUCAGAUGUGAACAGUGUAGUUUCAGUUUUAAGUCCUCAUCAGCAUUAGAGAAACAUAAAUGUGUACACUUAAUUCGCUCUGUGACCCAGUGCAGAGUAUGUUCCAGAAAUUUUAGCUGUAAAUUAAAAAUGAAAAGACAUUUGGAGACAGGUCAUACAGAUUUGAGUGCUGCAGAUAUAACGUUUCAAGUGGAGAAAUUUAACAAAAACAUCCAGAUAUUGUUUACCUCUCCUACUUUUCAGCAAUUUACUUCUAAAGUUCUAAUGACAAAUGACAAUGUAAAAUCAAAGGUGUUCAGUUUUGUGAGUCAAGAAAAGGUAAAGGAACAUGAAGUGAUGACAAAUGAAAUUGAUUUUGAGAGAAAUGUCAAAGUAUGUGAGAAUUAUAUGGAUACAAGUGAGAACAGUUUAAAGAAAUGUCAAGAGAAACAGAUUGAGAAAGGGGAUAAGAAAAAGCAAUUACUGGCUGAAGAGAAUUAUCAAAGUAAAGGCUGCAUGUUUAAGUGCCAUUCGUGUAUGUUAGGGUUUGCAGACGAGAUUGAUAUGUUGGCUCAUUUCAAGACAUAUGUACAUGAAUGCCAAGAGAAGAAAGAGGUUGCUAAAGCUGAAGUUGGACCUCACAAAUGUGAUGUUUGUAAAGAGUCUUUCCAAUGGAAAAGUGAUCUUCUGGAGCAUUAUAAUUCAACUGGUCAUCAGAUGAAAUUAAAACAACAGAAUGUGGCAAGUGGAGAUAAUCCACCCAUGGUUACCACAACUCCUGCUGAAAUUUCGCUGAAAUCAACUGUUUUUGGCCGAAAGGCACAGAUAGCGUUUCCUAGCUGUAAACCACAAGAUGAUCUGCCAACCAGCCUUUUAAAGAUAAACUCAGAAGAAAAAGGAGAAGCAGAAGAAAAAGAGGAAGCAGCUUGUGGGGUAUCUCUUACAUCAUCUGCUAUAAUUACUUCCCCUUCUAAAAUAGGUUAUGUUAAUGAAGGUGGUGAUAGAGUUCUAACUACUAGCGGUUCAGAGAUGAAAUCCUAUAAGUGCAAUGUUUGCCGGGUUAAUUUUGAUAAUCAGUUAAGUUAUGACAUUCAUCUGCGAUCAGUAUAUCACAGAACAAGAACUGAUAAAUCAGGAGGUAUGAUCUUAUCAGAUGUAGGCAGUGAUAACCAAACCGUCUCACAGAAUCCAGAUCCACAGGCUGAAAGCAGACUGCGGGCUCAAAUAAUUGCUGACAUGAUACACCAGCAAGCCACAGCUCAAGCAGGUCCUUGCUUCAACCUACAGACUCUGCAGGAGAUGAAUGUUGUGACCCAGUUAUCUCUGCUGAGACUUCUCCCGACAACAUCCCAUGCAUUGCCGACUACACCCACUCCAAAUUCUUUAAUGGCGGUUUCUAAUGCUCAGAUGGAAUCUUGUUUGUCAUCAUUCACAGCUGAAUUUAUCAAAACAGGAAGUGUGCAGGGUGAAACUAGUACAUCAGUAUCUUCUGGCACGCUAGUUCCAGAAAUCACUUCUGCUCUAAAUCCAACAGAGGCUGUUGCUAACUCUAUUCUUGGAGAAGGAAGCAGAAGGGAAGCUUCAGAUCCUGGAACCAAGGUGAUGCCAGAUUUGAGUGAAACUUCAACUGAUGUAAAAAUUAGUCGAAAAAACAAUGAACUGCCACCGCAGUUUCACGCACCAGUUAUAGCACGACCGCGAGGUUUCAUGGGCCGUUUCAAGCCACAGUUAUAUAAAAGUCUCCUAGAGAACUUUGGUUUUGAGUUUGUCAUGCAUUUUAAUGAAGAACAGACAAGAACAUCAGAAAUCACUGAGGUAAAAGAGGACAAUUUAGACACUAAAGAUGAAUACACAAAUGAAGUUACAAAAUAUAAAGAGCCUAACACAGACUUGACAAGUGAAAUGAAAGAGAGUACAGAGAAUGAAGCAAUAAGUAAUAUUUCUCAGAAUAAUAAAAAUGAGAGUCAGAUGGAGGAAAGUGAGAGCAACAAAGAGGUUGAGUUAACAGAGAUUAGCCGGCAGCAGUGCCAGACAUGCCAUAAAUACUUCUCGAAUUUGUGGGUUCUUAAAAACCAUCAGGAGGAUAUGCAUAAUUUGCUUGUUUCACCAGACACCAUUGAUAACUUUGGGCAGAGGUUCAAAGAGGUGUGGGAAAAGAGCUUACCUAAGCCUCAAGAACAAGAGUCAGGCUCACUUCCGCAGCCACCAGUAAUCCCAUCGAAUACUGCUGCUGCCGCACCUUCAUCAGCGGCUGAGAAAUCCUCCACACUAGAUGUAGAGCAGGUUAAACCAGCACUGGUUCAACCUGAAGUCCCAUAUCACCUUGAACUUCCACAGCUUUUACCUUUCAUGACCAUGAACUGCCUGCCAAUGCAUUUGUCCAUGAACUUGAUGAAUCUUGGUCUGCAAAACUCUCUGAUAUCUUCUUUGAUGAUGCAGAACAUGGACUUGUCUCAGAGUUUUUUAUCUCACAUCCCUCAAGCUUCACUAAUAGAUUCUUCAUUUCCAGCCAGCUCACAGCAGUUCCAUAUGAGUGCUGCUGCAGUGGCUGCUGCUCAGAAGAGGGUUCGAACUCGUAUAAGUGAUGACCAAUUGAAGGUGUUGAGACAGUACUUUGACAUCAAUAACUCUCCCACAGAAGAGCAGGUCAACAAAAUGGCCGACCAGACCGGCCUCCCUCAGAAAGUGAUCAAACACUGGUUCCGUAACACUCUUUUUAAAGAGAGGCAGAGAAACAAAGAUUCCCCUUACAACUUCAACAACCCACCUUGCACCUCCAUUGACCUUCGUGAAUAUGACAGAACUGGGAAACUCCCAGAAAUUAAACUGGAAAUUGAUGAAGAUUUUGACCGAGACACAACUCCAGCUCCUGAUCUGAAGAAAGAAACGCCAUCACCAGUAGAGGAAAUGGCUGAGGAUAAAACUGAGCAUGACACAGAUUUCAUAGACAGACCCAGUCUUAAAAUAGAUUUGACACCAAAGAUGGAACUUGACACUGAAGAAAGAAAGGAUCUAGAAAAUUAUUCCAAUUUGUCAUCACCUUUCAUUUCCUCCAUUCCUUCAACUCCAGUAGCAUCUGCACCAGUAACUCCCACCCCAGGGAACACACUGAAUGCAGCAAAUCCUCUUGCAUAUUCCAUGGACAAUUAUGCUGCCAACAUGGCGCGCUUAGAAGCCGCAACAUUCCACCACAUGGGCAAAAGAGCCAACAGAACCCGUUUCAGUGACUACCAAAUCAAAACUCUUCAAGAUUACUUUGAACAGAAUGCUUAUCCCAAAGAUGAUGAACUGGAACAUUUAUCUAAAAUUCUGGGGUUAAGUGCAAGAGUUAUUGUUGUUUGGUUUCAGAAUGCCCGUCAAAAGGCUAGAAAGAUUUAUGAAAACCAGCCGGCAACUGAGAGCACACAAGAAGCUCCCAGUCAUUACCAAAGGACGUCAGGAAUGAAUUACCAAUGCCAAAAAUGCAACAGUACUUUCCAGCGCUAUUACGAACUUAACAAACACCAAAAGCACUUUUGUAUGGUGGAAUCAAACAACAAUAAAUCCAUUCCCUCUAUGAUGGAAACUGACAGUAACUUCAGCUAUUCUAACGAUGAUUCCUUUCUCUCAGACUAUCAGAUGACCCCAGCAUCAACAACCAAGAAGAGAGAUACUCAGAUCUCAUCUUAUCCCCCAAAACAGCAAAGUGUAUCAAAUACAACCACAUGUGUUAUCCCAACAGUUUCAGCCUCACCAUCUUCAACAUCCUCCUCCUCCUCCUUCUACGUCCCUUCCUUUAAAUGUGACAAGUGCUCCAUGUCCUUCUCUAGGUUUGACACCUGGCAGGAGCACCAAAGAGCCCACAGUAUUGCUCCAGCCAUGUUUACCCCUUUCUCAUCCAAUCCAGCUUUUAGAAUGCUGGAGAAUUUAGCCUAUCAUGAAAACGAUACAACUGAGGUAGCUACAGCCGCUUUGCCCACAUCCAGCUCUAUUUUAAAUUCAAUGGUAUCGCCACCAGCCACCUCCUCUUUGCAUGAACCACCAGCCGUGACACCAAAUUCAUCAUCAUCAUCUCUGUCACCAUCCUCAAAGAGGAAGACGGACUCAGAGGAUGAGAGUGGUGAUCAACCGAAGGACAAACGUUUGAGGACCACUAUAUUACCUGAGCAGUUAGAUUACUUGUACCAGCAGUAUCAGGUUGAUUGCAAUCCAAGCAGAAAACAGCUGGAGCAUAUUGCAAGCACAGUUAAUCUGAAGAAGAGAGUUGUCCAGGUGUGGUUUCAAAAUACUCGAGCCAGGGAACGGAAAGGACACUACAGGUGGGCACAUCAACAGCUGAUAAACAAAAGAUGCCCAUUCUGCCGGGCUCUCUUUCGAGCCAAAUCAGCACUGGAGUCCCAUCUGGCAACUAAACAUCCAGAACAGGUUUCAAAAGGGGACAUCAAUAUUGAUCUUCUCCCAGAUGUGGUUGUUGAAACUCCUCCUGGCCAAGCCCACACUUCAGUGGCAUCGUAUUUUAGUCAUGCGUCAUCUCCAUUAUCUUCUAUGUAUAUGGCAUCUGAAAUGAAGAGUUUACCAUCUGGUUCGUUGUCUGCACUGCCAAACUACAUGGCCUUAAUGUCUGCAUCUAGUGGGAUAAAUCUACCAUUUCCUGGGUCAACUGCAGAUUUUAUGAGUAAUCAGUCGUUUGAGGAUCCUUUUUUCAAGAAGUACAUGAAAGAUCUAACUAAAAAUGUUUCCAGCAAACAAGAGUAUUCACUUCUGCAUUCUUACAACAACCUUGUUACACCUGAAGCAGCUUCUAUCCACUCCGCAGCACAAGCAUAUGCUCAAGCCACACCCACUGAAUUUUCCAUUCCUUCAAAACCACUGGUUGCCCACCAUUCAAAAAUCAACCCCCAGCCUUCAGCAUUCUCAUCCAAUGAUGACACACCCCUAGAUCUCAGCAAACCAAUCAAAACUGUAGAAUCGUUAUCCAAUGAACCAGCCUUACACAAAAUCAAAUCUGCCAGUGUGGAUUACAGUGACCGAUCUUCAGAGCAGGAUUUCCUUCAAGCACCUGGCAACUUGGACGAAUCCUUCUCAGAAACCCAGUCAGAAAUGGCUGAUCAUGAGUACACAAAUGAUGUUGGGAACAGUCCUUCAUCUGCAUCUCACCUUUCCACCAGUUUUAUUCUGAACACAGGCACAAACAGUUCCAUAGGCAAACGGUACAGGACUCAGAUGUCAGCCGUACAGGUGAGGGUCAUGAAACACCUGUUCAAGGACUACAAGACCCCUACCAUGGUGGAGUGUGAGUUUCUAGGUCAAGAAAUAGGCCUGCCAAAACGGGUGGUUCAGGUGUGGUUUCAGAAUGCAAGAGCCAAAGAGAAAAAGGCCAGGCUUAGCUCAGGAAAAUUGCUGAGUCCAGAAGGUGACGACCUGGCCAAAUCUGCAGAAGAGUGCUACCUGUGCCGAUGCAAGUACACACACAAAGUCACUCUGCAGGAUCAUAUUUUCACCAAGGCCCACAUCGACAAGAUCAAGUCAUUCCUCAACUCCCAGGGUGACCUGGACAGCUGCAAUCUCUCCGGGUUGUUCCAAUCACCAAAUAAAGCUGAUCACAUGGACAAGAGAUGUGACAACUCAGUGUCCAGACUGCAGACUGUGAAGCUACAGCCCACGCAAGUUAGCCCAGCCAGCUUCAGCUCUGAGCAUUGUCAAGAUACAACCUCUAGGACUGAGCAGAAGCAGAACCAAGCAGUUUUGGAGAUGGCGAUGAAUGCUCAGAUGUUGUCAGCUCUUGGAGGCUACAUGCCCGGCCUUGACCCUGCAUACCUGCCUUAUAUGUACAGCGGUGUGCCAGAGUACUUUCCUGGAAUGGGGCUUCCUCUUGUGCAGCCAGGCAUCAUGCCAGAUCACAUGAUGCCCUAUGAUCCUUUAGUCUUUGGCACUCCUUUGGCCCUGCUACAGAUUCCCUCUGCAGCCAAAAAGUCCAUCAGCGAAAAGGUCAAGGAGUCUGGCUCUGUGCUGGCUCGAUACACUCAGGACUCCCAGGUUUUAGCUGACCUCCAUAACCUUGUCAGGGCCUCAGACCUCACAGCUGCAGCCGAAGCAACACUUGAUGUUGGGUUCAUUUGUAAGACAUGCCAGACGGUGUAUCCUGCAAAAGAUUCCUGUAUAGCUCACCAGCGGUCCUUCUGCAUGGCCAACGCCUUGUCACUACCCAAAGGAUUUGAACCAAUCAUGAAGCUGGAACAGAUUCAGUAUGAGUGCCGAGCAUGUGAUGAAAGAUAUUCAACUGUCUUAGAGUUCAAAUCUCACUGCCUGCGAGAGUCUCACAAGCAGAAGUUAAUGAAGUUCAAGGUGAAAGAAGCGGCCCGACGUGAAACAGCAGACUCACCAAAUUCAUUCGGCCCCUAUGUGCCCUUAACUGGCAAGAUCAGUUCAUCAUUGUCCCCUUAUUUAUCAAAACCCCAAACAGCAUCAUCAUUAUACAACAACAACAGCAUCAGUCAGAAUAACAACCAAGUGAAAUCCCCAGGCAUCACUCCUGGGAUGAAGCUUCCUCUGCUGCCAUCUCCAGCCCACCAGUACAACAAAGUUUCACCAGGUGUUCCAGCAGCUGACAAACACACUAUGGCCUUCAGUGAAGAACCUGAUAUUCAUGAGGUCAAGGCUGAAUAG